Taeniopygia guttata (zebra finch) is the source of this 2195-nucleotide messenger RNA. RefSeq names its product RP9 pre-mRNA splicing factor (gene RP9). Lineage: Eukaryota; Metazoa; Chordata; Aves; Passeriformes; Estrildidae. The record is from RefSeq and is a predicted model, not a curated record. Gene Ontology annotation, biological process: RNA splicing.
GGCGUCGCCGGGGCCGCGCCGUCCGCCGCGGCUGUGGCCGCCGCGCCCAUGGCCCAGCGGGCAUCCCGGGGCCAGGGGCAGGACGAGGAGGAGGGAGCCGAGGAGGAGGCGGUGAGGGGCGGCCAGGCGCGGGCCAGGAGCCAUGCGGAGCCCGCGGCGAGCGGCGGCAGGAGCCAGGAGCGGCAUGAGAGGAAGCGGAAGAGGCAGGAGGCGCAGCAGCUGCAGAAGAUCCAGCACCUGGAGUCUUUCUAUGAGAAACCUCCCCCUGGGCUAAUUAAGGAGAAUGAAACAAAGCCAGAAGACUGCAUACCUGAUGUACCAGGCAAUGAAAGUGCACGAGAAUUCCUGGCACAUGCCCCAACAAAAGGGCUUUGGAUGCCUUUGGGAAAAGAAGUCAAAGUUAUGCAGUGUUGGAGAUGUAAACGUUAUGGACACAGAACAGGAGAUAAGGAAUGCCCAUUCUUUAUUAAAGGCAAUCAGAAAUUGGAACAAUUUAGAGUAGCACAUGAAGAUCCAAUGUAUGAUAUAAUAAGGGAAAAUAAGCGUCAUGAAAAAGAAAAGAGGAUACAGCAACUGAAGCAGCUCCUGGAGGACUCUACCUCAGAAUCUGAUAGCAGUGAUGACAGUGAUGAGGAUGAUGAAGAUGGCAGCAGCUCCACUUCCUCAGAACAUAAGCACAAGAAGAAAAAGAGAAAAAAGGAAAAGAAAAAGAAAGAAAAGAAGAAGAAGAAAAAGAGGAAGCGUAAAUUAUCCAAAUCAAAUGACAAGUCAGAGUCUGAUUGACAGCAGUCACCUGCUGCAUGCUCAUUGACCUCUCUACUUGUGAACUGCAAGGAAAGAUCCAAAGAAUGAGGAGGAAAACACCAGAAAGGGCUUUAUUAAACUUGGAACAUACAUGUGUAUGCAUACAGCUUCCUACACUGGCAUCCACUUCUGCCCCUCUGCAGCCAGAAAGAAGAAAGCUGCAUUAAACCAUAUCUUUGUGCUGUAAAACCCAUGCCAAGAUUCAUCCAGCUUGGUCAGAUGGGGCCUCUGCAUUGCUGCCUGUGACCAGCAGCAGAAAGCGGCAACCACCAAGGGAUCACCGACAAACCUGUAGCAGACUGCCUGUUGGAGUGUCUUUACUCCAUAAAGUUAUUUUAUUAUAUACAAAGCCUCAUUGUAACAGGACUGCAGAUUGCACCCUGCAGAGCACUGAGGAUUCCCUUACAGUGCUUGUACUGUAUUUUCUUCUGCGCAUACUUGCUGAAGUUCUGUGUACUUAUCCUAAUAUUGGCAGCUAGGGAAAUAAAGAGUUCUGCUGCAGGGGAAAAAAGGUAAUCAAGGGGAUUUACUUUGAGACAAAAUUGCAGCAUCAACAAGACUUGAAUUUUUUUUUUUUUUGGUGUGUGUGUGUAAUAAAAUCUCAAUAUCGCCAUCAUUAAUGCACAGUCCUGAAACACCUAAAGUGAAACAUCUACAGUGUCUAAACCAUAGAAGUGGGAGCCAAGUGUAAUGAUGUUAAAUAUUCAACUUAACUGUAAAGAGGUAGUAGGUUUAGUUAUUUUAAAAGGGGGGGUUCCUUGUAAGAAAUUAUAAAGAUGAUUUUUUUCAUAUUCUGAAGUAUCAGUUGUUUUGAUACAAGUUGAGGGAGAUUUCCUUUUUAAAAGGUUUGGGGGUAAUAAAUUCCCACUUUCUUUGUUUUCUAGAUUUGAUGACAUAACUUUUUUUGAAUCAUCUCAUUAGAAUAUAAUGUGUAAGGCUCUCAAAAUAGUUUUCAACUAUAUGCUUGAAAUUGUUCUUAGGAGACCUUGCAUACUGACCACACUUUUCUUUUAAAUAAUCUUGCAGACUCAACCAGGAAGAUGGAGAUAGUUAUAAACAGCAUUACAGUAACCAACUCUCUUUGAAACCUCAAGGUACAUAUUAGUACAGGGCUGUGAAUUGAACUAGAUGAUGGAUAGGGGUACUGUGCAAAAGGAAAGCGAAAACUAGAUUUGCUUUGAAUGAACUUCCAUAAAAUUUAGGCUCUGUGGGUAUGCUAAGAUUGAAAAAAAAAACAAAACAUAUGAUACAGCUCUAAUACAGUAGAGUGGACAUUACAGCAAAAUCAAGGAACCAUAGACUACAAUGCAGCUAAGAUAUUUUUUUAUUUUCUUCAAAGCUUUGGAAGAGAUGACAAGGGAAUGUCUAAAUUAAAAUGUUUUUUCUCCCUC